Molecule: messenger RNA, 2435 nt
Organism: Abrus precatorius (Indian licorice)
Lineage: Eukaryota; Viridiplantae; Streptophyta; Magnoliopsida; Fabales; Fabaceae
Product: ethylene-responsive transcription factor 4
Exons: 1
Coding region: 115-783 (222 amino acids)
Biological process (GO): regulation of DNA-templated transcription
Molecular function (GO): DNA-binding transcription factor activity; DNA binding
Source: RefSeq, a predicted model, not a curated record
CCGUUGCCCUUUUCUCAUUUUUCUCUCUUCUCACUCUACAACAAAACCUCUUCUCCACCAUAAUUAAAUUAAUAAAUCAAGUUACUUAGGUAUUACUAAUAUUAUUAUAUUAUUAUGGCUCCCAGGGAUAAGACGGCUGCCGUUAAGACUAACGGCAACGGUAACGCCGGGGUGAAGGAGGUGCAUUUUCGGGGAGUGAGGAAGAGGCCGUGGGGAAGAUACGCCGCCGAGAUCAGAGAUCCCGCCAAGAAGAGCCGCGUCUGGCUCGGCACCUUCGACACGGCGGAGGAGGCGGCCAGAGCCUACGACGCCGCCGCCCGGGAGUUUCGCGGCCCCAAGGCCAAAACCAACUUCCCUCUCCCUUCCGACAAUGUCAAAAACCAGAGCCCUAGCCAGAGCAGCACCGUCGAGUCCUCCAGUCGUGACCGCGACCACGCCGCCGAUUCCUCGCCGCUCGACCUCAACCUCGCCCCCGCUCGAUUCCCCUUCCAGCACCAGUUCCCCCCAAUCGGUGCGGUUUUUCCCGGCACGAUGCCGUCGCCGAACCAGGUUUUGUAUUUCGACGCGAUGUUACGCGCCGGCAUGGUUGGUCCACGUCCGUCGCAGCGCUUCGCGUUCGAUUAUAAGCAUCCCGUGGCGGCGAGUGAGUUGCACGCGACGGCGAGCGACUCGGACUCGUCCUCCGUGAUCGAUCUGAACCACAAUGAAGGCGAUGUUAAGGUGGCCGGUACUAGAGUCUUCGAUCUCGAUCUUAACCACCCUCCUCCGCAUGAGAUCGCGUGAACCGGAAUCUGACCCCUUCAGUUUUUUUUUUUUUUUUUAAUUUCCGGAUUAUGAAAUUCUCUUUAAUUUUAUAAGUAGAGAAAAUAGCAGCGUCCGAUAACAAAAGAAAAAAGAAGAGAAGAAAGUACUAUGUGAAUAGUUCUUAGGUAGGCGUUUGUCUCUAUUUUUUUUGCGACAGAGAAACCACCGGUUUCAAGCUGUUGUUCGAAAUUACGAAACUGUUCUGCAGUUUUUUGUUUUUAAUUACGUAAGUUGUAUUGUUUUUGGUUUCGUUGAAUGAAAUUAACACGGAAAGCUUGCAUUAUCUUGAUGCUACUUUGGUGGCGGAAAGUGGCCGGAAUCUGUUAGGAGGGUUGAAAGAUGUGGGUGGAGUGUACUUGGUGGUAGAGGUCGUUGUUGUUGGGGUUCAUUGAUUGGGCGGAUUGACCCGCCGCCACGUGACAGGUGGCUUUUGUCUCUUGAAGGUGACUCCAUUGUCCAUUGGUGCCUGCCCUAUUUAAGUAGUGGACAGGUGUCACAGUGCCUCUCUUUCAUUUCAUUCCCAUCUUCUUUAUCGCCCCUGACAAUUAACAUUUCACUUUGGUGCCCCAGCCGAAUAAAUUAACUUUUAAAUUAGUUCAUAUUUUUUAAUUAAUUAAAGUAUGGUAUACUCAGAAAAUUAGCUUUUUUUUUUAUAAUAUGUCUUCCUAGCAAAAAUUAAUCCCCUCAAACCUUUUUCUUUUCUUUAAUGAUGUGUUACCAAAUAAUGGAUAAGCUCUAUCCUUCCAACCUAUAUCUCUUCCGUUACAUCCUAAAAAAGACGUUUCAAAGAAAUCCCAUACGCUUGAUGAUACUGACUUUCUUCUUUCUGUGAGACCUAAUACAAUUUUUCAACUUUUUGCAAGGCUAUUCCAUAGUUAUCUAUUGUUAUUUGGUUCUUUUGCAUUUGUUUUCAUAAAGAAGAAUAAGUUAAUGGUAUAAAUCAUAAUUUUGUUAGGGCAUGGUUAAUUUACUUGUCAAAGAGAAAGUAGUGAUGUUUUUUUUCAAAAUCGACUCACGAAUAGAAAAAAACUACUUGGUAAAUUUUUACAUUUAUUCAUAUUUUAAAAUCUAAAAUUAACAUUAAUAAUUUAAUAUAUUCUUACAAAACCAUUCAUAUUAAAUAGUUAUUUUGUGUUACUCUGAUAGAGUCAAGAUGAACCUACCGUAAUUUUAUAGUAAAACUACUACAUUAUUAGUGUGCUUCAAGUUGGCGACGACAAGUAGGUAUCAUAUCUGCAAAUACAUUUUAAUAUUAGUUAAUGUUUGUAUAAGUAGAGAAGUCAUAUGUAAAAUAUCAUGUAGUUGAUGCAGUGAUGUUGACUUCUUUAUAUAGAGUUUAAAUGCAAAUGAUAGGCCCUAAAUGAAGACUCAUGAGAUAGAGUUCAAUGUGACUUUACUGUAAAAUAAUUUGUACUGUUAAGGAUAAAAAACAUAACUUGGUCAUGAUUUCUUGCAAUAAAUUUGUACAAAAUGUUAGAUAUAUAAAACAUUUAACUUGAAAAAGUAUCAUAUUUAAUUUGUGACCUAUUUGUUUAAUAGACUUGUUAGAGAUUUGAGAAUUUAAAUAAUAAUAAUUUGUAUAUUUUACUUUGCACGCUAUAUUUCACUCUGUAUAAUGAAAAUUAAGCAAG